Molecule: messenger RNA, 980 nt
Organism: Daphnia magna
Lineage: Eukaryota; Metazoa; Arthropoda; Branchiopoda; Diplostraca; Daphniidae
Exons: 6
Coding region: 1-912 (303 amino acids)
Source: RefSeq, a predicted model, not a curated record
AUGGAGAAUCUUUCUUUUGAUAUAGAUACAGUCAACCCAGAUAAUCAACGACGUAACGCAAAUCAACACUCCUCGAGCGUUCAAAAUGUUGAGGAUUGUCCUAAUUGGAACGAUGAGCCUUAUUUGGAUGAGGUAAACGUGCGAGCCAAUUCAUUUCAGCAUUUGGACGAGGCUUUUUCGCAAACGGAUAGUGCCCCGUUGAGUUAUCCUGAUAUUGGUACCUGUCCUAUUCAAAUACCUUUACAAGAGGUUUCACUAGUGAGAAAUGAUCAACGUAAACCGCAGCAUUAUUUUCCCGUAUCUGAAGCCCACCGUACUCGACCAGCUAUAGAACAACGUGCUCAAGCGGAGAAUCGUGAAGGAGAAGCUAUUAGGAGCAAACGAGAUAGCAACAGCGAUCGAGAUUUUCGUUCAUACGCCAAGCACAAUUUUGAAUACAUUAAAGUUCAUUUACGAGAACUAACUUCUGCCGUCGAAACCCUUACACUGGCGGUCAACCUACGCGACGUGACGGAUAAAAUCGAGGAUACUGCCAACAUUUCGGGUUUUGAGUUCCCGUUGAACGACAUUGAAACUAUGAAAGAGUUGGAAAAUCUCCUUUCCACUGGAGACGUAAAAACUCGAUUGGUUGUCUUGCUUGGACGUGUCGGUGGAGAUGUCGUAAGCAGCACGACGUAUCGUGUCAUGGCCAAGUUAAUGACUAAUAGACUUGGAACUGAAAUAACUUGGACUGGUCGGUCAAAACCCAACGAAUUUAAGCAUAAAAUGUUGGACAUGCCAAGGAUUUUUGCUGCAAUCUGUGACGCAGUUCGUUUUCACCCUCGCCUGAAAGAGGCCACUGAUUAUGAAGUGUACACUUCGGUGAAGGAAUGGCUGCGCCACUCAAUCGACCGAUACAAAGAAGAAAAGUGAUCACACUCCUCACCGUUGGAUAAUGAGCGCUGUGGUGGUGGUUUACAGCGCGUCAAAUUUUCCGUUGC